AUGGCAGCUCGUUGCUUCAUUACGUCAUGCUACAGCAUGUUGAAGCCAUUAGUCCAUGCUCCAUUACCUAUACAUCACCACUACCCUCUGCGGCCCCUCCCCUUCCUCCUCCACUUCCCCUCCCCUUCUUUUGCCCCUUGGUUUCCCCCGUCCUCUCCCUCCCACUCUCCCUUUCUCAGCGAGAAAAAGCAAUUAAGUGCUGGUUUGCAAGCAGCGUUUGUGCUUGGAGGCAGAGGGAUGGGGCAGUGGUACGCGUGGUGGAUCAAGGACGACUGCAGCUCGCAGGCGCUGUGGAACAGCGUGCAGGCGUCCAGCGACGUGCGCAGCAGCGUGCUGGCCGUGUGGGGCCCCGGCACGGCCGGCGCCAGCACCUCCUUCCAGGACUACGUGCUUAUGGCGGCCAACAACCGCCGCAACCCCUCCUGCGUUAAGACGUACCUGCUGGACUGGAUCAAGUGCAAGGCUGCGCCCACCGACUCGGCCGUUCAGUUUUACAACUCGGCGCUGGGCGUGGGGGUGAGCGGGGUGAAGGAUGUGCGGUCGCUCAACACGUUUGUGACGGCCGUGAUCAAGAAGAUUGGCCAGACCGUGUUUAACACGCUCGCUGGCAUGCUCAGGCAGCGCGGCCUGCAGGCUCAGGUUGUCAUGGCGGGAACGUGGUGCUAG
This is a messenger RNA of Closterium sp. NIES-65, 666 nucleotides long. NCBI's taxonomy places the organism in Eukaryota, Viridiplantae, Streptophyta, Zygnematophyceae, Desmidiales, Closteriaceae. The record is from the annotation of a GenBank genome assembly.